AUGGAGAGUGGAAAUGCUUUUGAUGAAAUUGCACCAAGCUUUGCACCUAAAUCUGCAUCUUCAUCUUAUUCAUCGCUUCAAUGCGACAUUUUUAUUAAUCAUCGUGGACCCGAUGUGAAACAUACACUUGCCAGGACAAUCUACCAUAAACUCCAUCUCCAGGGAUUCCAGGCCUUUCUUGAUGAAGAAGUUCUUGAGGCCGGCGAUAUUAUUCCACAGGAGAUAAAAAGAGCAAUUGGUCGUGCAUACGUUCAUAUCGCCAUUUUUUCUCCUACCUAUGCCGAAUCCCCCUGGUGUUUGGCUGAGCUAUCCCUCAUGCUCAAAACAGGCACAACAAUCAUUCCCAUUUUCUAUCAUGUUGACCCCUCUGUCCUCAAAUGGAUUGCUCGAAGAGUAGACGAAAGCGCCCAAGGGAUCUCAGAGCACGAAAAGAAGGGUAGAUACAUCCCAGAAAAAUUCAUCCCAGAGAAACUUCAGAAGUGGUUGAAAGCGCUCUACGACGUUUACCUCAGAUGGUUUCCUUCAAAAGUGGACAAAAGCGCCCUAGAAAAACGAAUCUAUGUAGAUGCAUUCUCACAGCACAAAGAGAAGGAUAGAUACACCCCAGAGAAGCUUCAAGAGUGGAUGAAAGCACUCCACGACGUUUCAUUUGUCUCGGGGUAUAUGAUUAAAGAUGAUAGCGAGUAA
This is a messenger RNA of Cryptomeria japonica (Japanese cedar), 687 nucleotides long. Its product is annotated as TMV resistance protein N-like. The record is from RefSeq and is a predicted model, not a curated record. The transcript has a single exon. The coding region runs from base 1 to 687 and encodes 228 amino acids. Gene Ontology annotation, biological process: signal transduction. NCBI's taxonomy places the organism in Eukaryota, Viridiplantae, Streptophyta, Pinopsida, Cupressales, Cupressaceae.